GUCAUGUGCAGAGUCACGGAAGUCCGGCGCGGGGGGUGGUGGCACGAUGGCGGUGGCUGCAGUGUCCGAGGCCUGGCCGGAGCUUGAACUGGCUGAGCGCGAGCGGCGGCGCGAGCUGCUACUGACGGGGCCCGGGCUGGAGGAGCGGGUGCGGGCGGCGGGUGGGUGCCUGCCGCCGCGGCUCUUCACACUGCCGCUGCUGCACUACCUAGAGGUGAGCGGCUGCGGCAGCCUGCGCGCGCCAGGGCCGGGCCUGGCACAGGGCCUGCCCCAGUUGCACAGCCUGGUGCUACGGCGCAACGCACUGGGGCCCGGCCUGAGCCCCGAGCUAGGGCCACUGCCGGCGCUGCGCGUGCUCGAUCUCUCCGGCAAUGAGCUUGAGGCGCUGCCCCCCGGCCAGGGCCUAGGCCCCGCCGAGCCGCCGGGUCUCCCACAGCUGCAGAGCCUCAACCUCAGCGGCAAUCGACUGCGCGAGCUGCCCGCCGACCUGGCGCGCUGCGCCCCACGCCUGCAGAGCCUUAAUCUCACCGGCAACCUCCUGGACGCCUUCCCGGACACGCUCUUCCGCCCCGGCGCGCUGCCUCUGCUCAGCGAACUGGCGGCCGCCGACAACCGCCUGCGCGAGCUCAGCCCUGACAUCGCGCACCUGGCCUCGCUCAAGACCCUGGACCUCUCCAACAAUCAGCUGAGCGAGAUCCCCGCCGAGCUGGCUGACUGCCCCAGGCUCAAGGAGAUCAACUUCCGGGGAAAUAAACUGCGGGACAAGCGCCUGGAGAAGAUGGUGGGCGGCUGCCAGACCCGGUCCAUCCUGGAGUACCUGCGCGUUGGGGGCCGGGGCUCCCGGGCCCGCGCCCGGGCCGAGGGCCCUGAGAAGGAGGACACACGGAAGAAGAGGAGGGAGCGGAAGCAGCGGCGGGAGAGCGGCGAGGGAGAGGAGGAGGUGGCCGACGCGGCCAGACUGCUGCUCAGGGUCCUGCAUGUGUCUGAAAACCCCGCGCCUCUGACGAUCCGAGUGAGCCCCGAGGUCAAGGACGUGCGGCCAUACAUCGUGGGCGCCGUGGUGCGCGGCAUGGACCUGCAGCCAGGGAACGCGCUCAAGCGCUUCCUGUCCUCCCAGACCAAGCUCCACGAGGAGCUCUGCGAGAAGAGGACAGCGGCCACCAUCGCCACCCACGACCUCCGCAGCGUGCGAGGGCCCCUGCUCUACACGGCCAGGCCACCCCAGGAUCUCAAGAUCGUGCCCUUGGGGCGGAAAGAGGCCAAGGCACAGGAGCUGGUGCGGCAGCUGCAGCUGGAGGCCGAGGAGCAGAGGAAGCAGAGGAAGAGGCAGAGUGUCUCGGGGCUGCACAGGUACCUGCACCUGCUGGACGGUAAGGAGAACUACCCGUGUCUGGUGGACACAGAUGGCGACGUGAUCUCGUUCCCGCCCAUCACCAACAGUGAGAAGACGAAGAUUAAGAAAAGCACCUGCGACUUGUUCUUGGAGGUCACCAGCGCCACAAGCCUGCAGGUCUGCAAGGACAUCAUGGACGCCCUUGUCCUGAGGAUGGCGGAAAUGAACAAGCACACCUUAGAGAACAGAGAGGAAGAGUCCCUCUCAGACACAGAGCCCAACACUGCCUCCAGACGACUUCCAGAUCCCCAGCGGAGCCCCCAAGGCGAGAAGGACGGGCCGUGUCCCCUGGUGGUGGAGCAGGUCCGUGUGCUGGACCCGGAGGGCAGCCUGAGGGUGGUGUACCCGUCCAAGGCCGACCUGGCCGUCGUCCCUCCCCACGUGACCGUGGUUCGCUGACCAUAGUGGCUCCUGGUGGCCUCACAGUGUGUGUGCUUUGCUCUUCCCUGGGUGGUUCUGACAUAAAGGAUGCCGUUGGCCGUGACAAUACUAACCCGACUCUAUCCCGUUUUGUGGACUGAUGCAAAUGCCAGAAAGCGCUGUCACGAGCAGCUGGGUCAAGUGUGCACCUCACAAGGAUGCUGUUGGGGUGGCGCCCCUGUAACCUCUGCACUCGGCAGCACUGCCGGGACACCGAGAUCCCAGCCUGCAGCCAUCUUCCUGUUUUUAUUUAAAAACGACUUGGACAUGUGUGGCAAAGCUAGGUUUCAGCUGUCUGCCUCGGAGCGCUUGAGCUGGGGCAGUGCUGGGUCAGGAUGUCUUGUGCUGGGCCCGGCGCUGUGGCUGGCUGGUCUCGGGCCACAGGUGGGAGCCCUGGGGAGUGUUGUCUUUGAACCAAAAAUCAAAAAGUGCAUGUGCCAAGAGAAGGGUCCUCCUCGCAUUGUCAUAGGUGUGUCCCAUGUCUGUGUGUGUGCGCAUGCACACCCUCGAGAGGACCAGACUCUGGGCUCACUGCGCCCCCCUCUGGCUCCAGAGGGGAACAGAGUGGUGGGCUCUGUAAUUCAGCCACUUGCUCCUCUGUUUGGUUUCCUGUAUUUCCUGUAAAGAAGUAGCGUUUUCUGGUGCCUUUGCAGGAGCCAGAGACACCCAGAGUCCCUCACGUCAGCACCUGACAGCUGUGUGGGUCUCCCUGGCAGACCCCCAGCUCGGCUGCAGCUGGGUGGCUCCUGGUGUACCUGCGGGAUGUGUAUGUCUGUGUCUAUGUGUGUGUGCUGUGGCCUACUUGUCAUUUUGUGACUCAGUCAGUCAUCGAGGGCGCUGCCCUGCUGGGAGACCCAAGCUCACAAGGCCUGAGCAGCCCCUUCGGGCACCGCCUGUCCCCCAAGUCUGGGCCCACACGGCCACUAUCACAGAUCUGACCCUGCACUGACGCUGACCGCAUGCCCUUGUCUGUGCAGGCGGAGUAUGUGUAUGGUUUGGGGCAUGUUUUAAUUUAUAGCAGAAGCCUCUGGUGUUUUCUCCUCCCAUCCACGCUGCUAAUAAACAUUUGCUAAGAAACA
This is a messenger RNA of Cavia porcellus (domestic guinea pig), 2892 nucleotides long. RefSeq names its product leucine rich repeat containing 47 (gene Lrrc47). The coding region runs from base 47 to 1792 and encodes 581 amino acids. Gene Ontology annotation, molecular function: RNA binding; phenylalanine-tRNA ligase activity; protein binding. The transcript has 7 exons. Lineage: Eukaryota; Metazoa; Chordata; Mammalia; Rodentia; Caviidae. The record is from RefSeq and is a predicted model, not a curated record. Gene Ontology annotation, biological process: phenylalanyl-tRNA aminoacylation.